This is a messenger RNA of Clunio marinus, 667 nucleotides long. The record is from the annotation of a GenBank genome assembly. Lineage: Eukaryota; Metazoa; Arthropoda; Insecta; Diptera; Chironomidae.
UAGAUUAUAUCACAACAUCUUAAUUUUCUAUGUUCAUUGAAAUUAAAUAUCAAAAAGUUGUCUGUAAAAACGAUAAUGAUGCAGGGAGACAGCGAUUUAAUUCUAGAGAAAGAAGUCAGCAACAAUCGAUGGUCAAUUCGUCCUUGUCAACUUUAUAAAGAGGAAUAUAAGGACUGCAAGAGCAUAAAAGGAAGGUUCCAUCAAUAUUUUGUUCAUGGUGAUUCUUUAGAUUGCUCAAGUUGGGAGCAUGACUUUGAAAAUUGCUUGAAAUAUGAAAAAAAUGACGACUUGAAAGCUGCAAAGAAUGUCAUAGACAGUGAAGCUUCAAGACGAAAAGAAAGAAUGAAAGCUCAUUACGAGAACAAUAUAUGGACAAAGAGGGCCAAUCCACCUGAAGACUGGGCAAAACCACUUCCAGAUCAUUUAAAUCAGCAAUAUGAAAAUUCAUUUUUAGACUUGAAGUCAAAGGAAAUGAGAGGAAUUCCAAUAUCUCCAGAAGCUGCCACCAAUUCAUCACUCCAAUCAGCAUCAUUUUGUACUAUUAUGUAAACUAUUUAUAACCCUCUUAGUGUUAGCUGACAUAUUUAUAGUUCGAAGUUUACUUUUUGGAUUCAUGUUAAUUGUAGCGAAAACAAAUUGAAAUAAAAGAAUUUAUGUAAACAAAAUA